AAGCUGUAAACAAAAUAAGGGGUGGGCUCUUUAUUAGAGGAAGAUCCCCCCCCCUCCCCUCUCCAGCUAGUUUAGGGCUUGUUUAGUUCUGUCAUGAAUAAAUUUUCAGUGAUAUAUGGGAGAAGUUGGACCCAAGAAGGUUAUCAAUUGCAUCUUUUAUUUACAGUAGAGGUCACAAGAAGAAGAAGAGUAAUGGGCACAGAUCAGCUGUGGUGGAGAAACUAAAGGACAUUUAAACACCAUUUCACCUCACCCUGGAAACAUCAUUAUAAGCCGCUUUCCUGCAAAUAGAGCAGCUCUAUAUCAAAGUGUGAUAUACAACGAUUGUGAAAAUGCAGUAAAACAAGCCAACAAGAGUGGAAUACCAUGGAGGUCACCAAUCCUGCCAAAGAGUGCUGUGUGUGUGGCCGCCAGCUGAGUGGCAGCCGGUGGGUAAGGGGCAGCAAUCAGCUAAGGCACUCAGGCCGAGCCAUAGCAGAGGCACUGGGAGAGGUGCUGGCCUGUGAGGUACAGCUGUCAUGGGUGUGCUUCAGGUGCUACCGGCUGGUGCUGGGGCUGGACUACCACACACACCAGCAAGAGAAACAAAGGCUGGCACUGCUGAGGCUGUACAGCAGUAGGGAUAAAAUAGAGCAGCAGGCAUUAGGAAAGGGUACUUUGUAUGACAUUGGUGAUUGUGGAAGUGGUAGGACUGGUCCUGAUGAUGGAGGUUCUGCUAGGAAAGAAGUGCUGGAUAAUUUGGACAUUAGCCAGGAUGCAUCUCCAAAUAAGGGUCAUGCACAAAACCAAAAGUUUGACCAAAGUUUAAGGUCUCAUGCUACUUGUGAGGCAGAUAACAAAAUUUUGUCAUACUCACUUCAGUCUGUUUGUGAUCAUGAGUACCACAGGAAUGAUGGCCAAGACAGCCAAUUGGAUAAACCAGCAACUGUUCUGGAAGGCCACAACGUGUCCAGCAGUCAGACUUUGGUGAACCAGUGCUUCACUGAGAAAUUAGUGCCAGUUACCUUGAAUCCAAGUGUGAAAGACAGUAAUGCCAAAGAUAAACAGAGUGAGAGCACUGAUCCCAAAAAUGGUAGAUAUUUUAAAGACAGUUUUUAUCAAGAUCACAAAAAGCAGUGUGGCGAGGAAAAGGAAAUUGCCACAACUCCUGCUGCAGUUUCGUUGCCCCAAAGACCUGCAGCAAAAAGAAGAAAAACUGCAAAAAAGUGGGAUGACUUUGAGUAUUAUGAAGAUGAGAGCAAGACUGCAGAGCCUGAGUGUGACAAAAUAGAUACCUUCCCCUCAGCUCACCAGUUCCGACUUCCUUCAAGGACAGGAAGAAAAAAAUGUCAGAAAUGUAAACAAGAAUUUGCAUCAAAAAAAGCCAUUCUGAACCACAAAUGCCCUCAGAUGAAAAGAAUGGAACGUGAAAAAGUGAGGUACAAAUGCAAAGGGUGUUUGCAUGUCUUCCUCCUGAGGAGAGAAUAUAUCAAACAUGUCAAUGCCUGCUACAAGAAUACUCCAGUCACAUGCAACUUGUGCCUGGUGAAGCUGCCAAGUGCUGCAUACCUGCCUCGCCAUCUGGCAGCCCUGCACCAAGUCAAGUCUCAUCUCACCAAGGGCGACAUUCUGUGUGAGUUGUGUGGGCGAGGGUUCAGCCGCAAGGAGGCCCUGGAGCGACAUGAAGCACGGGUUCAUGGGAAGGCUCACGGUAGUCACCAGUGUCCCCUCUGUGGCCACACCUUCCCUCACACUUCCCUUCUGGCAGAGCAUCUCAGGGCACAUCAGGGCUACACCUGUCCAGAAUGCUCCAAGGUGUUCAGCUGCAGAUCCAACCUCACACUGCAUCGGCGAGCCCACCACAUGCGGAAGGCAGCUUAUCAUUGCACUGCCUGUAACAGGCACUGGAAAUUUCAUGCCAGUUAUAUCUACCACAUGAAGAAGUUCCAUAGGUCCAGUGAGCACAAGUGUCCUGGAUGUCGGCUGUUGUUGUACUCAGAGGAAGCACUGCACCAGCAUUCCAUGACAUGUGCUGGCCAGGAUACUGGCACUACCUCAAGGAUAGGAGAAGAGGAGGCAUUUAGUGGGAGGCGACAGGGUAUUGAUGAAGAAAGAAAGCAAACUUCAGACACCACAGAUGCCCUAUUGAUGACCAGAUGUCCUCCAGCCUCAGGCUCUCUUGGCACUCGUGCACAACUCACAAAGGAAUCGAGCAGCUUUGUUUUGGUGCCUGGGUUGAGGAAGACUGAGAUGUAUAAGUCUCAUAACAACUUCUCUCAGGGGCCUCCUGAGUGUGAGAUAGUUGUGGAGGUAGUGGAGGAGACUGAUACAGACUGCCAGUACAUCAUCUUGGUUGAGGAUGUUGCCAAUGCCCACCUUGCUGUUGAUGAGGCCUCCAUGUGGAAUACUCAGAACUUCACCCACACCUCCAGUGUAAAUUAAUAACUUGAAAAGGGUAAUAAUCAUAUAAAAAGACGAGUAAAUACAUAGUGUAUAAAAUGUAUUGGUCUAAAUAUAAUUUAUAUUUUCACUAAA
This is a messenger RNA of Scylla paramamosain (green mud crab), 2514 nucleotides long. RefSeq names its product zinc finger imprinted 3-like. The transcript is spliced from 8 exons. Gene Ontology annotation, molecular function: RNA polymerase II cis-regulatory region sequence-specific DNA binding; DNA-binding transcription activator activity, RNA polymerase II-specific. The record is from RefSeq and is a predicted model, not a curated record. Gene Ontology annotation, biological process: regulation of transcription by RNA polymerase II. Gene Ontology annotation, cellular component: nucleus. NCBI's taxonomy places the organism in Eukaryota, Metazoa, Arthropoda, Malacostraca, Decapoda, Portunidae. Bases 367 to 2421 code for a protein of 684 amino acids.